This is a messenger RNA of Belonocnema kinseyi, 1935 nucleotides long. Its product is annotated as lipase 3-like. The record is from RefSeq and is a predicted model, not a curated record. Gene Ontology annotation, biological process: lipid metabolic process. Lineage: Eukaryota; Metazoa; Arthropoda; Insecta; Hymenoptera; Cynipidae. Gene Ontology annotation, molecular function: hydrolase activity, acting on ester bonds. Bases 581 to 1873 code for a protein of 430 amino acids. The transcript has 9 exons.
CCAUUGACACACGAAAAAAUCGUUCGUUAAGAAUCCCUGCAGUCCACCAUCGUGCGUGACCUUCGAUCAUCCGAAGUUCAUUUCCGUUCCGGGCUUUCACACCGACACACGUUGCACUCUGCAUUCUUUGUUAUUUUUAUAUUAUUUAUAAUUUAUUAAUUUAUCAAUUUUAUCAGAAACCAGUGACGUUUUCAUUCAUGAAUUAUUCAUUUAUUAUGUGACUUGAGUGCGAUUAUUUCAUUCGCGAUUGAACCUUCAAGUGUUAAGUGAUUCGUCCUAGAGUGUAGUUUCUCGGAGGUUUUGACUCGAUGAAAAUCACGCUGUCAGCGGCAAGUGAGCGGGGCAAAGAUCGAGGGUUAAGGAAGGAAAUAUACAGGAAGGUGAACACGAAUUUUCGGCAAGGUCUCAAGUGACAUAAAUCUAGGUAGGAGGACCCUCCAUAUAUACGCUACUGGCAUAAAAACUACGAGAAUCUCUCGGAGGAGAUUAUGUUUGCGUUCGAACGGUGAGGCGCGCACUCGCGCUUUUCUUCGCUUAUCGACUGUGAUAACGGAAUUUCGCGAGUGCCAUCCCUUUCGACAUGCGGAAGCUGCCCACUCUUCGAGGAUUCGUCUGCUACAUUCUUUUCCUCUUCUUCGCCCUCCAACCCCAUCGGGGCCUUGCGGCUACCAUCUUCCGGGAUCAAGAUGGCGAAGAACUACUUCCGGAGAAGCAGACGACCGGAAAUCACCUCCAAACAUUCAUGGACUUGGUUGGAGCAUCGGGAUACACAGCCGAGGAGCACGACGUCACCACCCAGGAUGGAUACAUCCUAUCGAUACACAGAAUACCUGGCGGUCCGAAGUCACCGGUUACUCCCGGGAAACCGGCAGUGGUUCUCAUUCACGGACUUUUCGCGGCUUCAGAUAUCUGGGUGCUGAGAGGACCCGGGAAAGACUUAGCUUAUUUAUUAUGUGAUGAGGGCUACGACGUGUGGUUUCUAAACAUUAGAGGUAACUUCUAUGGCAAACGCCAUAAAAGGCUGUCCACCAAAGAUUCGAAAUUCUGGCGUUUUAGCUGGCAUGAAUUCGGAAUUUAUGAUGCUCCUGCCACCAUUGACUAUGUCUUAAAAAUUACUGGCUUAGGAAAAGUGUCCCUUAUAGGUCACUCUAUGGGAGCCACCAUAGAACUAGUCCUAUUUUCAAUGAAACCAGAGUAUAAUGAUAAAGUGAAUGUCGCUAUUUCAUUUGCACCUGUUGCCAUUUUCACUCACUUGUUACCUGGACUGUUCGGCAAUCUUGGAAUUCGUUAUGGAAAACAGUUGCAGAAAACUUUUCAACUUCUGGGUAUGAAUGAAAUUUUGCCCCGAAAUACUGCUUCAAUCGAGAUUUAUUCAUCACUAUGUGAAGGACCUAGAAUUGAAUACUUUUGCCGGAAAUUCAUGUUUAAUCUCGUAGGUCUUACCAACGCAGAGCAGUUUGACACAUCAAUGAUCCCGAUGAUGCUGCAGCAUUACCCUCAGGGUACUUCGCUCGAAACUCUCCUUCAUUUCAGACAAAAUAUUCUCAGUGGAAAAUUCAGGCAGUAUGAUUUUGGACCAGGACGUAAUUUGGUGCGUUAUAAAAAUGUGAAUCCUCCAGAAUAUAAUUUGACUAAAGUGACGGUACCAGCUGUUUUAUUUUAUGGAUCAAAUGAUGCCUAUACUACUGAGAAGGAUGUGAUGGCACUUCGUGCAAGAUUACCAAAUGCAAUAACUCGAGAAGUACCUUUUGAGAAGUUUAGCCAUCUAGAUUUCCUUUUUUCAAAUUAUUCAAAAAUACUAGUUUACGAUGACGUAAUUAGUGUUCUAAGCAAAUAUAACAUUGACGAGCGCAUCAACGAAACUCAGCCUUAAUUAAAUUAAUUAAUUAAUUGUAAGAAUGUAAAUUUUAUUUGCUAUUAAGUAUAUAUAUAUAU